UGAUAUGUGGUUUUUUGUCUAUGAGGAAUAACAGUGGAACAGAAGUGCCGGAUAAUUAAAUUUUGCUAGUAGAAAAAAAAUAACUAAUGUACAUAAUAAAAUGAAUUUCAACAAUUUGUUAAAUAUUAUAUAAAAAAAGUGUAUUAAAAUAAUUGUAAAAUUGCCUUUAGAAAAGGGGAAUAAUUUAUAUUUUAUAGUUAGUUACAAAAUUGUACUCUUCAAUCUAACACGACAAUAUAGUACAGAUUUUUUAAUUUUAACACCUAAGAGAAAAACAUAGGUGAAAAAUAUGCUGUAUUGUCCUCCAAAUGUAACUUUAUCCCAAUUUUGGGUUAAUCAUGGAAUCUCCCACUGUUUUAUGGACACAGUAUUUACAUCAAUAACAGCGGGCUUUUUAAUAAUAUUUGGAACAUUGGAACUAUUGAUGUAUUGGAAAUACGCUACACCUAUUACAGAUACAAAUCAAAUACCAAGAUCAAAACUUUAUAAAUUUCAAAUAUUUUUAUUAUUUUUAUUCCCUUUACUUGUUAAUGUAAGAUUUGUGUUAAAUGGCUUUGUUUAUAAAAACGCAGUUAUUUACGGCUUUAUGAUUUUUUCAACAAUUUUAACUACCAUUUCUUUUAGUUUAUCAGUUGCUUUGGUUAGAAAAGAAAGGUAUUACUUAUUACCCUCAGUUCCAACAAGAGGACAUGGAUUUAUUUUGCUGCUAUUUUGGACGAUGUUAUUUAUAGUUGAGAAUUUAUCAUUUGUUAAUAUGAGACAUGAAGACUGGUGGUUCAACCUAAAAACUACAAAAGAUAAAAUUGAGAUGAGUUUAUUUAUAAUACGAUAUACUUCAGCGUUAUUAAUAUUUAUAUUGGGAUUGAAAGCUCCUGGAAUAAUGGUACCUAUAGGUGUAGAAGAAUUGUUAUUACCACCAGAUGAAAAUACAUCAGCGUUUAGAAAUGCGUUCAAAAAAUUGCGUAAACUAUUUCCAUACAUAUGGCCGAAAAAAGAUUUUCUUUUACAGUCUAGAGUUUUGAUUUGCAUCUUAUUGUUAAUUAGUGGUCGUGUGAUCAAACUAUUUCUACCUUUGUAUCGGAAAGCUAUCGUUGACAGUUUGACGAUUGCUCCAAUAUAUUUUCGAUGGGAUUUUGUUUUAAUAUUUGUUGCGUUAUCAUUUUUACAAGGAAGUGGUACAGGAAGUAUGGGAUUAUUAAAUAACUUGCGUCAAUUUUUAUGGAUUAGGGUACAACAAUAUACAACAAGAGAAAUUCAAGUAGAUUUAUUCCGUCAUUUGCAUAACCUCUCGCUACGAUGGCAUUUACAACGUAAAACGGGAGAAGUUCUAAGAAUUAUGGAUAGAGGAACUGAUUCAAUUGACAAUUUACUUAAUUACAUUCUUUUUUCGAUUGCUCCAACUAUCGCUGAUUUAAUUGUUGCUGUUAUAUUUUUUAUUGUUGCAUUCAAUGGAUGGUUUGGUUUAAUAGUAUUUGUUACUAUGACAUUAUAUAUAGUUAGUACCAUAGUGAUCACAGAGUGGAGAACUAAAUAUCAAAGAAGUAAAAAUUUAGCAGAAAAUGCAGCUCGUGCAAGAAGUGUGGAUUCACUUUUAAAUUUUGAAACUGUAAAAUAUUAUGGUGCCGAAAAGUAUGAAGUAGACAGUUUUCGUGAAGCUAUUGAAAAGUUCCAAGUAGAAGAAUGGCGUACAUUGGUUACUUUAAAUAUUCUCAAUACAGCUCAAAAUAUUAUUCUUUGCUCAGGUUUAUUAGCUGGUUCAAUGCUUUGCGUUUACGAUGUGGCAACCAUAAAAAAUUUAACUGUUGGUGACUAUGUAUUAUUUAUCUCUUAUCUAGUUGAACUUUAUAUGCCACUAAAUUGGUUUGGAACAUAUUAUCGCGCAAUUCAGAAAAAUUUCAUUGACAUGGAAAAUAUGUUUGAUUUAUUAAGAGAGGAAGAAGAAGUUUUUGAUGCCCCAUGUGCUUCUUUAUUGCAAGCCUCCGCAGGCAAAAUAGAAUUUUCAAAUGUUAGUUUUGGCUAUUCACCAGAUCGUAUUGUUUUGAAAAAUGUAAGUUUUUGUGUUCCUGCUGGCAAAACUGUUGCUAUUGUCGGUCCAUCAGGAGCUGGAAAAAGCACAAUAGUUCGUUUGCUAUUCCGUUUUUACGAUAUUAGUAGUGGAGCAAUACUAAUUGACGGACAAAAUGUUAAAAUGGUGACACAAGAAUCAUUGAGAAAAUCCAUUGGUGUUGUACCGCAAGAUACUGUUCUGUUCAAUAACACAAUUUACUAUAACAUUGAAUAUGGCCGCAUUGGAGCAGAACCCGAUGCAGUUUUUAGUGCAGCUCGUAGUGCAGAUAUACAUGAUAAAAUUCAAACUUUCCCAGAUCGUUAUGAUACUCAAGUGGGUGAAAGAGGUUUAAGAUUAAGUGGAGGUGAAAAGCAACGCGUUGCUAUAGCAAGAACGCUUUUAAAGUCGCCAAUUAUCGUUCUCUUAGAUGAAGCAACAAGUGCUUUGGAUACUCAUACAGAACGUAAUAUUCAAUCAGCAAUUGCACAAGUGUGUGCUAAUCGAACUACAAUUAUUAUUGCACAUCGUUUAUCAACUAUUAUUCAUGCUGAUGAAAUAUUAGUAUUAAAAGACGGAUCUAUUGUAGAAAGAGGUAAACACGAUGAACUACUAUCAUAUAAUAAUGGUGUUUACCGAGAUAUGUGGGAACAACAAUUGAAAAAUCUUGAUGCUGAAAAUAGGAAACAAGAAAUUAAAACAACUAGUGAUGAUAAAAACGAUAAAACAACAGAAAACGAAGCUCAUGGUCAUCAUUAAAGAACUUUGUUUUAAUUAAUUGCAUAGUAUUGUAGUAAUAUAUAAAGCUAUUAAUAUAAAAAGCAAUUUAGGAAAAUUUUGAUUCAUCCUCGCAGAUCUUAAAAAAAUAAUACUUUUACUUUGUUAAAAUACACUUGAAAAUGUUAAAUAAGCGAUCUGCUCCAAAGUAAUGAUUUUUUGUUAUAAUAUUAAAAUCAUAUCGUCGCUAUCAUCUUUUUUAUCAUCAUAUUAAAAUCAUCGAGAUCAAUUAAAUUUAAGAAUACAAAAUUUACACUUAUAUCCUGAGUUUUUCUAUUGUGAUUGUUUUGUUUUUGUUUCACUUAAAAUUAAAUGGAAAAAAUUGAAGUAGAAUGUGAAUGUUUAUAUUUAUCAAAAAAUAUUGGUAUGUGGUUUAGUCUAUUGUUUGUCAAUAGAAAAAUGUACUGGGAGAAGAAUAAAAUCAAUAAAAAAACAUAUUUUUUCA
Molecule: messenger RNA, 3266 nt
Organism: Condylostylus longicornis
Lineage: Eukaryota; Metazoa; Arthropoda; Insecta; Diptera; Dolichopodidae
Gene: Hmt-1
Product: ATP-binding cassette sub-family B member 6
Exons: 9
Coding region: 290-2803 (837 amino acids)
Biological process (GO): transmembrane transport; heme transport
Cellular component (GO): membrane
Molecular function (GO): ATP hydrolysis activity; heme binding; ATP binding
Source: RefSeq, a predicted model, not a curated record